AUGGAUCUCGAAUCUUCCUCGUCCAGUAUUGAUCAUCAAUCCAAUCUAAAUAAUACAUCAAGCAUUUCCCACGAAGAAUCAUCAAAUUCACAUUUAUCUCCAGCAAAUAUUAUUGGAACGCAUCCAAACGAAAUCAUAACGAGUGUCAAUCCUGAUAAUGGCUAUCCUGUACGUCAAGAAAAUGGCCAGCGAAAAACAGGUCCACCACCUGACUGGCCAACAACUCGUCAUCCACCUGGACGCGGCUGUGAAGUAUUUGUAGGUAAACUUCCACGUGAUUGUUUCGAAUCGGAAUUAUUUCCACUCUUUGAACGUUGUGGACAAAUCUAUGAAAUGCGUUUGAUGAUGGAUUUUUCUGGUUGUAAUCGUGGCUAUGCAUUUAUAACGUAUACCAAUCGUGACGAUGCAAAACGUUGUGUCAAAGAGUUGAAUAACUAUGAAAUACGUUCGAAUCAUUUGAUUGGCGUUUGUCAAUCAGUUGAUAAUUGUCGACUUUUCGUUGGUGGAAUACCGAAAACUAAGAAACGCGAAGAGAUACUCGAAGAAAUGUGUAAAGUAACCGAAGGUGUUGUGGAUGUGAUUGUUUAUCCAAGUGCAAAUGAUAAAACAAAAAAUCGGGGCUUUGCUUUCGUCGAAUAUGAAAGUCAUCGAUCGGCAGCAAUGGCACGAAGAAAAUUGUUGCCUGGAAAUAUUCAAUUGUGGGGACAACAAAUUGCAGUUGAUUGGGCUGAACCAGAGAAUCAAGUUGAUGAAGAUGUUAUGGCCAAUGUUCGAGUUUUAUAUGUCAGAAAUCUGAUGAUGAGCACAACAGAAGAACAAAUCAAGGAAGUUUUCGAACGAUUUAAACCAAAUUCAAUCGAACGUGUGAAGAAAUUGAAGGAUUAUGCAUUUGUUCACUUUAAACAACGUGACGAUGCAUUGCACGCUAUGAAUCUGAUGAACGGUUGUGAAUUGGAUGGAUCAAUCGUCGAAGUUACAUUAGCAAAACCAGUUGAUAAAAAUCAAUAUUUUCGAUUUACACGUGGCGUUAGUCCAUCCGCAUUAGCCGGAAAUGUACCUUUUGCAAUACCAGCAGGCGCUCUUGGUCCAGCCACUGCAUUUGAUUUGACUGCUAUUCCAUACUUAACAAUUCCAACAGCAAAUCCUACUCAUAUUCCAAUGACUAAUGGCACAACAGUCAUACCAGUUGCUGUCAAUCCUCUUCAACAGAAAAAUGUCCGUCGAUGUGUCAAUGCAACUGGGCGUCUAUCUACUAACGGUAAUACCAGUCCACCAUUAUUAAACCGUACCACACCAACAGGUAUUCUUUCGUCAUCGUCUCGUCCAAGUCAACCAUCACCAAAUAUCGUUCACCAUCGUGGUGCCUAUUACACAAUUCUGCGUCCAACAUCGCGUCGUACUGAUGAAAAAUGUCUUGAAGAUCUUUAUAAAGAGACCGAUGCUGCGCUGUACAGCUCACCUGCUAAUACUGUCGCUCCAUCGAUAAUGAUGAUCGAUCCCAAUCCGCCUCAGUUCAUUUUACCAGAACAACAAACUCAUCUGCAGCAGACAGAAGAGAUACCAUUGGCUCCCACCGCAUUUGGUUUUCCUCCUGGUACACCGUUGUUUCAACCAACAGCUAUCUUUCCACAUCCACUUCUUGCUGGACAUCCAGCAGGUGCUCAACCAUUUCCUCAACAAUCAUUAGUAUUUACAACAACAGAUAAUAACGGACAAACUCAGCAAUUUUUCCAUGCUCAUCCGCAACCAAAUUUCGCUUUUCCUUUCUUUUUAACGCCGCAAUUAACAGCAACGCCACAAACACCAUCAGCAACAAACAAUCCCGAACCAUCCGUAUUCAGUUAUGCAACACCAACAGUAACAACAACUGCGACGGAUACUAGUUCAUAUACCGCUUGA
This is a messenger RNA of Adineta ricciae, 1899 nucleotides long. The record is from the annotation of a GenBank genome assembly. NCBI's taxonomy places the organism in Eukaryota, Metazoa, Rotifera, Eurotatoria, Adinetida, Adinetidae.